Oncorhynchus tshawytscha (Chinook salmon) is the source of this 5662-nucleotide messenger RNA. Its product is annotated as serine/threonine-protein kinase SIK2-like. Lineage: Eukaryota; Metazoa; Chordata; Actinopteri; Salmoniformes; Salmonidae. The coding region runs from base 327 to 2831 and encodes 834 amino acids. Gene Ontology annotation, cellular component: cytoplasm. Gene Ontology annotation, molecular function: protein serine/threonine kinase activity; tau-protein kinase activity; ATP binding. The record is from RefSeq and is a predicted model, not a curated record. Gene Ontology annotation, biological process: protein phosphorylation; intracellular signal transduction; microtubule cytoskeleton organization. The transcript is spliced from 11 exons.
CACAUGCAGACGGAGCAGGGCAGUGCAAGAGCCGAUUAUAUGACCUGCCAAGUCACCCUGUAAAUAGUUUUUACCAGCACGACUGGCACACUGUGCUGUACAUUUCUGUACAUAUUUCGUUAAAAGAAAGACAAUUAAAAAGUUAUAUGCUGUUUUAUUAUACUUUUCUCGUAUUUUUUUCUCGUAAUAUCCUUAUGGAAUGACUUGUACCUGCCUAUGACAACCGAUUGAAAUGUGAGAGGUGUAACGUUACCGACAUCCAAAACGAUAGCCAACUACACACAAUUUGAAUCCUAUCCUUUGGAAUAGUUAAUCAGUGUGGCAUCAUGGUGAUCGUAACGGAGAGAAGCCCGGGCUCCCAGCCCAACCAUACGGGCUACCAGCCCAACCAUACAGGCUCCCAGCCCAACCAUACGGGCUCCCAGCCCAACCAUACGGGCUCCCAGCCCAACCAUACUCAUGGAAGGCCUCUACAGGUCGGCUUCUACGAGAUCAUCCGCACACUGGGGAAAGGAAACUUUGCUGUGGUCAAACUGGCAAGGCACAAAGUCACCAAAACACAGGUGGCCAUAAAGAUCAUUGACAAGACCAGACUAAACCCAUCCAACCUAGAGAAGAUCUACAGAGAGGUCCAGAUCAUGAAGCUGCUGAACCACCCCCAUAUCAUCAAACUCUACCAGGUUAUGGAGACUAAAGAUAUGCUGUAUAUUGUGACAGAAUAUGCCAAAAAUGGAGAGAUGUUCGACUACUUGACCUCAAACGGGCGCAUGAGCGAGGAUGAGGCACGAAAGAAGUUCUGGCAGAUCCUGAUGGCGGUGGACUACUGCCACAGACACCACAUCGUUCACCGUGACCUCAAGACUGAGAACCUGCUGCUGGACACCAAUAUGAACAUCAAACUGGCCGACUUUGGAUUUGGAAACUUCUACAACUCCGGCGAGCCCCUGUCUACGUGGUGCGGCAGCCCCCCCUAUGCAGCACCCGAGGUGUUUGAGGGGAAGGAGUACGAAGGGCCACAGUUGGAUAUCUGGAGUUUGGGUGUGGUUCUGUACGUUCUCGUGUGCGGAUCCCUUCCGUUCGACGGGCCCAGCCUUCCCGCCCUCAGACAGAGAGUCACAGAGGGGCGCUUCAGAAUCCCCUUCUACAUGUCUCAAGACUGUGAGAACCUGAUCCGUAAGAUGUUGGUGGUGGACCCAACCAAGAGGAUCAGCAUGGCCCAAAUCAAGCAGCACCGCUGGAUGCUGGCUGACCCCACAGCUCCUAACCAGACCCUCAGUAUGGCACUGCCCCUCACAGACUACAACUCCAAUCUGGGGGACUACAGCGAGCCCGUCCUGGGCAUCAUGCAAAGCCUGGGCAUCGACCGCCAGAGGACCAUCGAGUCUCUGCUGAGCAGCAGCUACAACCACUUCUCAGCCAUCUACUAUCUGUUGUUGGAGAGGGACAGGGAGCACCGGGCCUUGCAGCUCAGUCGCCAGUGUGGACCCUGGACCCAGAAACCCAGGGACACCUCCGACUCCGGUACCCCAGAGGUCAUCAUGGAGGACAGCUUCAGAACUUCGGCCUACCCCAUUCAGUGCAAGACCUCCCCUCCCAUGCAACCGGAGAUGGAAUAUGACCACGGUGCAUUGUUCCAACGUGUGGCGUUCCCGGUGGAAGCCAGUCUGAACCGCCUGCUGUGUAACCGCUCCAUCUCCCCCAACAGCCUGCUGGAGACCAGCAUCAGUGAGGAGGUCACACACACCUGCUCACCCCUCGUCCUGCCCACCACCACCUCCCGGCGACACACCCUGGCCGAGGUCUCCCCUCACUUCUACCAGUGCAACCCCCCCUGCAUCGUGGUCAGCCUCUCCGAUGGUGCAUCGUCUGACAGCUGUUUGAAGUCCUUGUCCACCCCCAACCCUGCCCUGCGCCCUCCUGUGGGGGGGCUGUCAGCCAUGCCAGCCUCUGGGACUGGCCCUAGGGCGCUGAUCUCUGCCGGUACCCAGCUGGCCCUCUCCUCUCAUCUCCUCCCCCAGGCCCAAGCUUCCAGCUUCCAGGAGGGCCGCAGAGCCUCUGACACCUCCCUAACACAAGGUCUGAAAGCCUUCCGCCAACAGCUGAGGAAGAACACUCGCACUAAGGGUCUUCUGGGUCUGAAUAAGAUCAAUGGUCUGGCAAGGCAGAUCUGCCCACUGACCUCCGACCACAGUAGCCGUGGCAGCCGGGGAUCAAUAGGUCCCACCAUCAAUGAGCACCGCAGCAUGCUAGAGGAAGUUCUGCAACAGCAAAGAAUGCUCCAGAUCCAGCACCAGCCCCAGGCUCCUCAGUCAGCAUCUACCCAGAACCCUCUGCUCUUCCUGCCCCAGCAGCAGCCCCCCUCCCCCACAUCCGUUUACGCCACCUCAACCCUGUUUGACACCUCCGCCUCCUCCCUCCCCCAGGGGGAACAUCAACACCCCCUUUCCCCACACCAGAGUCUCCUGUCUCUCCAGCACGCCUUCUGGCAGCAGCCUUUGGAGUCAUCUUCCUCCUCCUAUGGCUCCUCUUCCUCCUGCUCCUCAUCAUCAUCCUCAUACUGCGCCUCCUCCACCUUCCUCUCCCCUGUGGCCUCCGCUGCUUACCUCCUCGAGGCUCGCCUUCACAUCAGCCAGCAACCCAGCCUCCAUACCCAGACCAACCUACACUACCAACCCCAAGCCCAGGCCCAGAGCCAGGCCUUCACCCAGGGCCCCUUACCCCUUGUGGCCAGGCAGGGGAUGUGGAGCCAGGAUUCAGCCUCCGGAAAAGAGUCAGAGAUGCAGGAGCUGAGUCUGGGUGGGCAGCUGAGCAGCUGUGUGAUGGUGAAGUAAUGGAAAGAAAGAAAGGAGAAACAGGAAACAACAAAUUCCUACUAGACCAGACUUGUUCUGUAUGGCAACCAGAGUAAAAAUUUCAUGGUGAUGUCAUCACUGAUGGACAGGAAGGGUGAGCACUUUUUGACAGUGGGAACAGAACUUUGAGCUGUGGAGUUGCUCACAGAUCAUCAGAUGAUGAGAAGAUGAUAGAACGACAGAACAAAUUGUCCUAAGUGUGAAAAGAGAACUAUUGGGGAGAGCUAAAUGAAAAACUGAGCAUAGAAUGGACAAAGAAAGAAAUGAUGAAAGUGACAAAUCUAGAUUCUGUUGAACAACAUACAAACACUCACAUCUAGGUGUGUGUAUCUGUGUGUGAUCACAUAAGCUGACAAUUAAGCAAUAACAAAACUCUGGAGAGGUGACUCUUGAGUUCUUGUCAGAUCCCCAGAGAAGCAAUAAAGGUCUGGGACCACCUCAACGCAACACUGUACCUGUGCUUUCUCCCUAAUAGGGACCCCAACUCAACCAUCUCCUUUUCUGGAGGGGUGUGUGAAGGACUCAUCUUGAAAAGACAAUGAGGAGUGGUAUCAAUGAACCAGACGAGGUCAUGUAAGAACUAUUUCAACAGUUUUUUCUGUUUUUUUGUUUGUUUGAAAACUAGAGGAUCUAGUCUUCCUGAUUUUGUUUUUUGUUGCUUUUUCAGUUUUGCUCACUGUAUAGAGACUUUUAUUACAUGUCAUUGUUUUUUACUUUAUUUUUGUUUUUACUUCAUUUGCCUUUUGGAGAAGAUAUUACUUUGUGGCAAUCCUACAAGCAUGCAGCAUCAGAACUAUUUAAAUCUUCAAACUUUCUUUGAACACAAUGCUACAGUGAUUUGACAAACUGCCAGUUGUUUGUGCAAGAUUCUAGCUGAGCUAAAUCUGCUUUUACCUCAGAAGAAGAUAAAAACCUGGUAUAUCUUGAUCAGCCAAAACUGAAUAAAAAAUAUACUUGCUGAGUGUCUAAAGCACAAUAGGUAUUGCUAUUUGCAAGCAGUAUGUGUGUGUGUGUGUGUGUGUGUAUGUGCCUGUGUGUGUGUGUGUGUGUGUGUGUGUGUGUGUGUGUGUGUGUGUGUGUGUGUGUGUGUGUGUGUGUGUGUGUGUGUGUGUGUGUGUGUGUGCCUUACAAAAAGGUUGAUUUCAAUUUAUAAUUUAUAUUUAUAUAUGGUUACUUUCUAACCAUAUUGUCUCUGUUGUUGCGUCCUUUUGGUGAGGAAUCCUCAAUCGUGCUAUUCUGCUGUUUUAUCACUACCUUCUCAGGUAACCAAGUCCCAAAAAUGUGGAAACGUUGUCUAAACUUAAGAUCCUGAAGACCUACAGUAUGAGCAUGAUGUCAUUUCCUAUCAGAGGAAAACAAGGCUUUAACAACUUUACUUUCCACUUGAUGUAUAGGCUGUGUGUAGGCUAUAUACUGUACUGCUUUCACAUAGCCAGAACAAAGACUUUGGGACUAUAAUGCAAUAUUUCACAUUGAAAUGCAGAGGAAAUGAGAAAUGAAGAGCUGACAGGAUUGUACAUUACCUGCCUGCUGGCAUUUAUUCGAUUUCCUUGUUUUCAUUAGUACAUUUGUUCAUUUGUGUAUGAUUGUAAGAGGUUUUAAAACCUUUGGAGGGCGCUAGCUGAGUAGAUCAGGAACCUGAACGCUUCUGUUUUUUUGAACAUGAACAUAGAUAUGAAUAGAUGUAAAAGAAAGGACCCAAACCAUUUCAUAGUGCUUUUCCUCUUGACGUCACAGUUGCCUCUGCCAUUGUACAAUGGCAGAACCAGAGAUAAGCCAAAGAGAGAGCAGAGUAAGAGAAAGAAGCACUGCUUACUUUCCAGCAACUCAAAAUGCUAGCUAGCUAGUGCUUUCAUGGUGUACUCUGUGUGGCUCCUGCUAUGAGCAAGCUGCUUCUGCCACAAGAUGCGAAUGUGUUGAAAAUUCCCCCUAGCAGUUGGGUUCCAGGACCAUGACUGUAUUUGUUUUUGUAUUUUCUAAGAAAAUAAGAAAAGAAAUGGAAAACAAUUUGUAGCACUACAAUUUUUUUUGCUGCAAUGUGCGUUUUUCAAUGGAUUGGCCGUAGGUGGUAGAGGUCGCUAGCUAGAGGUUAAUACAACACACUUGGGUGUAUGUGUUAGGCCUAUUUAUUUUUAGAGAAUGUGUUUGAAACGACACCAUUUACUUCAGCUGUUUACACCAUGAUAGCAGUGCACCUUUGUUAUUUUGGUUAGUUUGACCAUAUCUGUGAAGUGGUCUUCUUCUGAACAACAUGUUGAAGGGAAAAGUGUUGGAAGCCUGAAGCUUAAAAGUGGUUUGAUUGAUUUCUCUCUGAAAUAAGCAGUGUUAAUAUUUCUAAAUUACAUUAUAUUUUGCUUGAUUACACUCACCAACAGUGCUUGUGCCUUCUUCAGAACAAACCCCCUAUGAUCAGAGUAACCCUCUUUUGUCCAAUCAGCACAAAGAGAAAACAGGUGGGCCCAUAAGACCCAGAUUUGCUACUUUUUCUGUAUUGAAGAACAAAAUACUGCAUUUCACUUUACAAUGAAUAUAUCUAAUUUCUGAAAUAUGUUUAGUUUCUCCUGUUGGUUCAGAAAACUCUUCACAAACUUAGUUUGACCAAACUAUUGAAAAACAAAAUAACCUUUUCGACGCAGAUCUGUAAGAUGUCCUUUUUGGUAAAAUGUUGGAUAUGAAGAAAUAUGCGUUAUGAUUUUAUGAUUUUCCUGAUUUUGUACUUGACUGUGUGUGUUUGUAUGAAUGUUAUAUAAAAACAAAGAUUGUUUAUUUGUGUGGCUAAUUUAUUUGAUUAAAACAUGAAUAAACAUGAA